AUUCCUCAAAUAAUACCUAUUAAUUGAAUUAUAUCAUUUAUUAUAUUUAUUAUAAUUUUUAUUAUUUUCAAUAUUAUAAAUUAUUAUAUUUUUAUAAAUAAUAAUAAUAAUAAUAAAAAUAAUAAUAUUAAUAAUAAAUUAAUUAAUAAAAAUCUUAAUUGAAAAUGAUAA
Molecule: messenger RNA, 171 nt
Organism: Papilio polytes (common Mormon)
Lineage: Eukaryota; Metazoa; Arthropoda; Insecta; Lepidoptera; Papilionidae
Source: the annotation of a RefSeq genome assembly